Arachis ipaensis is the source of this 6645-nucleotide messenger RNA. The record is from RefSeq and is a predicted model, not a curated record. NCBI's taxonomy places the organism in Eukaryota, Viridiplantae, Streptophyta, Magnoliopsida, Fabales, Fabaceae.
AAUUCAAUAUACUAUUUGCAAAAUUUAUUCCAAAGUUUCAGGUCUCGACGCGACGCUUUUAUCAUUUCAAAAAUGAAAACGAAAACGAAAACAACUUAACAAAGGAAAGGGCCAAUCCCGAACCUCUUUUUGGUUUUUACCCUUUCCCCCUUCUACAACAACACACAGUCUCCCACACCACUAAAACCAAAAUCCAAAUCAAAUCUCUCUGCCAACUAAAUUCCGUUCACCGUUUCCACCAAACUCUACAAAAUAACCACUCCGCAAUUUUGGAUCCAUCCGUUAUCGCCUUGUUCGGUUCGGUAUCUGCAUUGCUGCUCCAACACGCUGUCGUUUCAACGGUUCCGAUUUUGAUCUGGGAGGCUUUUACGUACCUCCAAAGCGCUGCGUGGUAGCUCCCACUUCCUCAACUUCUUCCUGCAUUGCCUCUGCAACAUAUCUUUGCGCCGAUCUGCUGCAUUUGCUUUUCUUGCGUAGGGAAACAGGUACAGUUAAUCAAAGGGGCAGGAAGAGUAUCUAAAACGAGCAUGCAGUUGGGGCAGGAGGGGCGAGGAAAAGGGGAAACUGGCAGCUUAAAUGGGUUUUCUGGGGAAGAGUUAGGAGGUACAGUUGAAGGUAGCCAGCUUGCUUCUCUGGUGAUGUGGAUGAAUGCCGUGCUUCCUAACCUUAAUCUGCCUUCAGAAACUUCAGAGGAGGAAUUGAGAGAAUGGUUGAGGGAUGGAUCUUUAUUAUGCAGCCUUUUGGACCAGCUGGUUCCUGGUUCAUUGGAAGGACGUGGAUAUUUGAAUGAGCCAGUGGGCCGCAUUAAAAAGUUUCUAAUGUCUUUGGAUGAAUUGGGAUUGUCUGGAUUUGAAUUGUCAGACCUGGAGCAGGGAUCCAUGGUGCCUGUCUUACAAUCUCUUGAGACAUUGAAAACUCAAUUUGCUUUCAAUGCUGCUCGGGAAAAUAUCCAGAGUUUUUCUAGGAAGAGGUGGGGCCAGUCAGAUCAAACAUCCCUUGAGGAAAAUGAUAGUUGUCUCAAGGAUACUUUGAAAUUCCGACAUGCUAUCGAUGGUUCUUUUGUUUAUGGGGGAAUUGCUGCCAAAGACCAAAAUGGAUUGAAGUCUAAUGAACUGUUCCAGUUGAAGCAAGGACUGCCCUUAGAUCUUUCAGAUGCUAAACUUAUGGAAUUAUUAAAAUCAAACAAUUUGGAUUGUGUAUCAACUCGAUCGCUCUUUAACAUAGGGAAUGCGAUCCUCAGUGAUAUCUUUGAAAGGAAGAAUGGAGAUGUACCCCAAGCUCAACGUGCAGGUUGUCUGUUGAAGAAAAUUCUGCAAGUCAUUGAGUUGCGUGUUUCACAUCAAGCACAAAGCAUAAAAAAUCAAAACAAUAUUUUCAAGGCUCAUGAGGAGAAGUACCAAUCAAGAAUAAAUGCACUUGAAACUCUUGCAGCUGGGACCACUGAAGAGAACGAGGUGGUUGCAAGUUGGGUUCAGCAAUUGAAGGUUUCUUUGCAGCUUGAACAAAGUAAAUUUGAGGAGAAGAAGAAACUUGAAGAACAGGAUUUUUCUCGAUUAAAGAAAGAAAAAGUUCGUAAUGAAAUUGAAGUUUCUACACUGAAGCAAGAACUGGAAAUGAUCAAAAGAACACAUGAAGAACAUGUUUUGCAGCUAGAAUCACAAGCUACUGAAUCUAAAGUUGAGUACUUGAAAAGAAUAUCCGAACUUGAAAGUCUUCUUGCUGAUGCAAGGAAGCAAGUGAAGGAAUUGGAGGCAUUUUCAGAAUCCAGAUCUGUGAAUUGGAAGAAUAAGGAGCGUACUUACCUAAGUUUUGUCGAUUGCCAAUCUAGAGCUUUUCAGGAAUUGAGAGCUGCAAUGAAGUCUGUCAAAAAUGAAGUGUUAAAAACAAAAAGAAGCUACUUAGAGGAUUUCAAGUACUUUGGAACCAAACUCAAAGGUCUAGCUGAUGCUGCUGAAAAUUACCACGUAGUUCUUGCUGAAAAUAGAAAAUUGUAUAAUGAAGUUCAAGAUUUGAAAGGAAAUAUUAGGGUAUAUUGCCGAAUUAGACCCUUUCUUCCGGGACAAAAUCAAAAUCAUUCAACCAUUGAGUUUGCGGGUGAGGAUGGAGAACUAAUUGUCAGUAAUCCUCUCAAACAAGGAAAAGAUAGUCGCAAGCUUUUUAAAUUUAACAAGGUUUUUGGUCAAGCUGCAAGUCAAGAAGAAGUUUUCAGGGAUACUCAACCAUUAAUUCGUUCUGUUCUUGAUGGUUACAAUGUUUGUAUAUUUGCAUAUGGUCAAACUGGUGCUGGAAAAACAUAUACAAUGAGUGGACCUUCCUUAUCGUCAAAAUCGGAUUGGGGAGUCAACUAUCGGGCGCUACACGAUCUUUUCCAUAUCUCCCAUAGCAGAAGGAACUCUAUCAUGUAUGAAAUUGGUGUUCAAAUGGUUGAGAUUUAUAAUGAACAAGUUCGUGAUUUACUAUCAACCAAUGGCCCUCAAAAGAGACUUGGGAUUUGGAAUACAACCCAACCAAAUGGGUUGGCUGUUCCUGAUGCAAGUAUGCACUCUGUAAAUUCAAUGACAGAUGUCCUUGAGUUGAUGAAUAUCGGGAUGACGAAUCGGGCUACAAGUGCCACAGCCUUAAAUGAAAGGAGUAGUAGAUCACAUAGUGUUCUCUCCAUUCAUGUUCGGGGAACGGAUUUGAAGACCAACACUCUCUUGCGUGGGUGUCUACAUCUGGUAGAUCUUGCUGGAAGUGAAAGAGUGGAUCGUUCUGAAGCAACAGGAGAUAGGCUUAAGGAGGCACAACAUAUAAACAAAUCACUUUCAGCACUUGGAGAUGUGAUAUUUGCUCUAGCACAGAAGAGUUCACACGUGCCAUAUAGAAAUAGUAAACUGACUCAACUUCUUCAGAGUUCAUUAGGUGGUCAAGCAAAAACCCUUAUGUUUGUACAACUUAAUCCUGAUGUCGCUUCAUAUUCUGAAACUAUAAGUACCUUGAAGUUUGCUGAGAGGGUUUCUGGUGUGGAGUUAGGCGCUGCUCGUAGCAACAAAGAGGGCAAGGAUGUGAGAGAACUUAUGGAACAGUUGUCGUCUCUCAAGGAUGCAAUUACAAGGAAGGAUGAAGAAAUUGAGCGGUUGCAGUCGGUCAAGGUUAAUAACAAUGGUGCAAAGCUUGGUACGAUCUCACCUAGGCAUGUCCCAUCAUCUCCGAGAAGACACUCAAUGGGGACUCCUCGGCAUAGCUUGAGACACUCAGGAACAAGGAGCAUUGGAGCCCGUGACAAAGCAACUUCUGAUGCUGACAAUUGCUCUGAGUAUAGUGACAGGCAAUCAGAAGCUGGUUCUCCUCGAUCGUUGGAUGAUUUCAGGCACAAGUCCAGUUCCCUACAAAUGAAAUUAGCCAGAGAAGAUAAUCAUCAAAAUUUCAAUGAGGACAUUGACCUCUUAGGAUUUGGAGAUGCAGAUUCAGAAGAGCGAUUAAGUGACAUAUCUGAUGGCGGUCUUUCAAUGGGUACAGAAACCGAUUCAAUCAGCAGUAUUGUUGAGUACACUCUUUUCCCUGAAGUCGAGAAGGCAGCUGAAACCACACCAGCAAAGAACACAACAGUGGACGACCUUCCACCUCAGAGCACGGGAAAGCCUAUCAUGCCAUCCAAAAUUCCCAAAGCCCCGCAAGUUGCAUCGAAACUACCAACGAAACCUUCUAGGCUAUCAUUGAACAGAACCCACUCAGUGUCAAAUUCAAGUGUUAGAAAACAGACAGCUGGUAGCUCUUCUUCGGCAAAGCCCCUCAAAAGAUGGCAAUAGUUAGGAUACAACUUGGAUGCUGUAGAAAGAUUAGGGCCAUAGGAACUUUUUAUUCAUGUUAGGUGCUUAUUAUAUUAUUCUGCACCCAAGGCUGAGUUAUAGCUCAUUUCAGCCUCAAUCUAUUAUUUAGUGAGGCGAUUGCAAACCCUAGCUUGUAACUAUUUUGUAUUUAAGCAUCGCGAUCUUUUCUGUAAGUGAGAUUGUGAGAAUCGUACAACUCAACUGAUUAAAAAUUUAAAAUCUACGUCUGUAUGUAUCUUUGUUUUAUGCUUAUGACAUAUGUAGCCACCAAGUAAGUGAGAAUCAUUGAAGACACUAAGUCGCAUCUGAUUAAAACUUACAUCUGUAUUUAUCCCAAAUUAAAAAAAAAAAAAUCCACAUCUGAACGAUAAAUACAGAUGUGCAAAUCUUAUUCUCAUUCUUGGCAUCAUUGCAGGGAAUCAAACGCGCCCAUAUCUUCAAAAGUUCAUUUGCACCAGGACUGAUCAGGAUCUCGUAUGGAUCAUGCCUAUGUCUGUUAAUAUAUUUAUGCCACAUCCCUCCAACUCUCCCCUUUCAGCGCCACUCAGCCCCUCUUCCUUGCAGUCUUCGAUGGUUGCCGCCGUCAACGGGAGUCAACGCCGCCGGAACACCAGACAACGCCACACGCAAGUACCUCCUUGUAGUCCCCUAGCAUCGCCGCCUUUGUUGCAUGUCGCCGUCGGCCCCCCUUUGAAGAUGCAUCCAUUCUUCCGGCCUCCAACCCGACGGUGCCUUUGUUCGGCCUCUGCAUCCCCAGUCAGCGCCGCUCCCUGCCUAGCGUCUGGGCCCACCGCACGUGUCUUCCCUCCGGUGCCGGCGCUGCAAUAACAGUUGAGUUUGGGGAAUAAAAGACAAUUUUGUACGUGGACAUAAUUUUUGGUCUGUUGCCAGAAAUCACCUUCAAGUCAUGGGAAAGUCGAAAUUAUCAGAGAUAAGGUGCUCACCAUACCACAUUGCGGAUUUCUUCAAAGAUUUGGAAAUAAACCAAGCCCAAGAAAAGCUACAGGAGAUAGAAGCAAUGGGUUUUGGUUUCCUGAAGCUAGUCCCGAGGUGGCCGGUUAAACAAGGCAUAAUGGUUUCGUUGGUUAAAGCCUACAACACUGAAACGAGCACGUUGACUGUAGAUCAUGGAAACAUCCGCAUUGGACCCGAGUUAUUUCAGCGUGUUUUCGGAAUCCCACCUGGUGUUGACGACUUCCCACCGUUCGACUGUGGGAAUGUUUCUCAUGCUUCAAUAAAAAGAAGAUUUCAUCGGUUGAAAACCAUUCAACAUAGGUGUUUUGUCAACCAUUGUGCUAUGGAAACUGUAGAUGACAGGAUGGAGUUCAGGAGACAUUUCAUCCUGCUUGUGCUUAAGAUGUUUCUGUGUUUGACUGUGCAACACGUCAUCUCGUCUUGGCACAUCGAUAUAAUACUUGAUGUUUCUGAUAUGGGAAGAUACCGUUGGCCGUUGCAUAUUUUCAACUUGUUAGAACAGGCAAUCAGGAAGUAUCAACGUAGAAACAAUAAGUCCUGUGAGAGUUGCAUAUUCGCUUUGCUGAUUUUGUACUUUCAAAAGCUAAAACGUGGUGAACUUGAGAAUUGUUAAGAACAUGAGCCGUGGCUUUCUGCAUGGACUGCCGCGGAGCUCAGCGCUAUGGCAUCAUCAACUGUUCAACCAGAGGAAUGCAGCGAUACCGACGGGAACAAUGGGUGUGUCGGUGAAGGUUGUGCGAGUGAGGUCACGAUGAACCAAUGUGCUGAAAGAGAAGACGCGCACCGGACAAAAGGAACCAUAGGGUCCACAAAAGGAUCUGAUAAGAGAGGGGGAGUUAGACACUGCUCAAGAUAGAUGCACCCGCAGUUGUAUUGGAUGGGGAUGACGAUGACGACGAGCCCAUUGCCAAAAAACUGCAGAGAAAAAUUGAUUGGACAAGAACUCCUGAACCUCGUAUGACAAAAGGGGACAUCGGCACGACUAGUGAAAUGGACACAAUAGAAAGACAAAAAGGAUCCGACAAGAGGGGUCGAGUUAGCAACGGCUCAAUGCGCACAAAUGCACCUUCAGUUGCAUCCGAUGAGGAUGACGAUGACGACGAGCCCAUUGGAAAGAUACUCUGCAAUAGAACGCAUCAUAGGACGGAAGGGGACACCGCCACAACCAGCCAGCCGGAAACAACAAAGCAAUCAACCGAGCCAGACGAUCAUGAAACAAAAACUCCGUCAAGAGCAUUGAAAUCUUGACAUCUUAUCUCAACGAGAUCCAGAGUGUGAAAAGUUGUGGGCAGAUAUCGAAUGGUGUUACGGCUCAAAACCCAUUAGCGUGGAUCCAAUCCAAACCAUUAUUCCAAAAGGUACUUCUUGAUGCACACCCAGUCCGCAACGCCUCUCAUUCUCCCUUGGGAUGACCCAAAUCUUCAAAACACCCACACCGUCCCCCCGAUCCAUUCAUCCGUUACUUUGGGGAUGAAAACUCAUUGAGUGGGAUGAAUAAUGAAUCAAAUGGUGGUGUGUGGACACAUCUGUUGAUAACCAGCAAAUAGUGGCAUCGUAUGAGGGUAGACCGCACCUAAUGCUGGCAAGGGAGGACUUGUGCACGCUGAGACCACAUGCUUGGCUCAACAACAAUUUAUGUAGGUCGUGCACUGUAUGUGUUGCGCAUUCAAUGACUCAGGGUUAAACAGAUUCACGCAUGACUUCUGCGUGUGUCUGGGGAUACUGGAAAUGGUGCUGGUCCCAAAAAAUCUAAUGCAUUUUGAGGACGGGCCAAAUCCGGUGUAUAUGGAUUUGGGUGAACACUUUGGUACCGACACAAGGUAUUUUGACAAGGUAGCAGAUUUAAAGAGAAAGUGGGUAA